AUGAAUGGCUGCCAGAAGCAACACCAGGAAAAAACGAAAACUCGGAAACGAAGAGAUUGUCCACCAAUACCACCACCGGUUGUAGCGAGACGAGCACUAUCACCAAGAAAUGUCAAUUCUCCUCUAGUAGGAGAUUCAGUGAAUUCAUCACCGUUUUCAAAUGAAAAACAAACAAAGAAUGAAAAACAACAUUCAUUCAAUGUAUUGCUACCUAUUGAAAAGGACAAUGAGAAAAAACAACAAGAUAUAAGAUCACCAGAUAAGAUAAUAGCAAAAGAAAAUUCAAUAGUAAUAUCACCCAUGCAAAGCACAACACCAGAAAUAAUAAUGAGAUCACCAUCAGUGAUACCAAAAAAUUCAAAAGCUUCAUAUAGUACAUACGAAUUUGCAAUGAUUCCCAUCGAAUGCAAAUAUUUUUUCAAACAAAUAAGACGAUGA
This is a messenger RNA of Rotaria sp. Silwood2, 438 nucleotides long. NCBI's taxonomy places the organism in Eukaryota, Metazoa, Rotifera, Eurotatoria, Philodinida, Philodinidae. The record is from the annotation of a GenBank genome assembly.